AUGAUGAAGGAUGAGGAACAACGCCGAGACUCCUUCCGCAAGCGCCACCCAACCCUGUUCGCCAUGGUCCACGACCUCUUCGAGGAAUUCAAUGCCCACGCCGCCACCGUCGCCUUCUUCCCGGUCGGCAGCGAGCCCCAGGCCUUUGGUGGGCCCACCAUGGAGUCCGUCCUCCGCACAUACCUCCCCGCCGACGGGCCCCUUCGCCAGCCCUCUUCCAUUGCCGCUUCCCAUGGGGCCGCUGGCGGCGGCGGCGGUGCCGAGAUGGCCGGGGAGGUUGCAGCCCGCGUGGCUGGGAUGAGGCGGGAGUUGGUGGAGACCAAGGCACUGGUUGCUACGGAGUGGGAGCGAGUGGCCGACGCUGCGGGUAAGAUCAGAGAGGCGCAGGCGACCGCGCAGAAGGAGAAUUGGUGGGAGGUGAACGUGGAGGCCCUCGGGGAGGAGGAGCUGCAGGUGUGUGUCGAGGCGCUCGAGAUACUCAAGGCCGAUGUCCAGGAACGUGUCGACGCGAUGGCAUCGGCCAGGAUGUCGCUGCCACGCUGUUGA
This is a messenger RNA of Setaria italica (foxtail millet), 546 nucleotides long. RefSeq lists its product as uncharacterized. NCBI's taxonomy places the organism in Eukaryota, Viridiplantae, Streptophyta, Magnoliopsida, Poales, Poaceae. The transcript has a single exon. The coding region runs from base 1 to 546 and encodes 181 amino acids. Gene Ontology annotation, molecular function: DNA binding; protein dimerization activity. The record is from RefSeq and is a predicted model, not a curated record.